AUGCUGCACCACUGUGGCUUUGCUUUGAAAUUCUCACCAACCUCUGAUGUAACAGAAAAUACAUGUAUUUCUGAAGCGCUGACAAUCAAUCAGCCUGACACGGUGAUUACAGCCCGGCUUGGGGAGCCGGUGACUCUGAACUGCACCUUCUCUAACACUCAGUACGUGUUCUGGUACAAGCAGAGGCCAGGAGAUACACUGCAAGUUAUGGUCGUGGCACAUGUGCGAUCAGGCAGUAUUGACUUCAAGAGCGGGUUUAGUGCACUCGAUUUCAGCAUACAGAAGGACGAUGGGGCCUUUCACUUGACUAUAAAAAAUGUUUCCUUUUUGGAUGAGGCAUCCUAUUUCUGUGCCACUAGUGAGCUAACAAAAUUAGUGUUUGGAAAUGGUACCUUCCUGUCAGUAAAUGAUAACAGAGACCACAGGCUGGAGUUGAAAACACAGAUCCACACUCCACAGAUCCACCACUCCAGUGACCCAAUGAUAUUAGACUGCACAGUCCUGAGUCAGAUGAGUACCGAAGAGCUCAGUAUGUUCUGGUUCAGACCCACUUCAGGAGUUUCCCGUCCUGUGAGUAUUUACAUGGAGAAGAACUGCAGCAGUGCAGCUGAGUCCAAACCUCACACACAGAGCUGUGUCUACAGACUCCCUGUGGAACACUCAUCAGGUUCUGGAACAUUCUACUGUGCUGUAGCCUCCUAUGGACAAUUACUGUUUGGGGAUGGAGCAAUCUCUAACAAGAAAGAUAAAGAAGCAGUAGCCCAAGACCCUGUGUUUCUCAGCUUGACUGUGGCGUUGGCCCUGUGUGCUGCAGCAGCCUUUUUUCUGGCCUAUUUGAAAUGCAAAGAAACCAAAUCUGCAUAUCAAAUAUCUUUGGGGACACAAUUAAGAAGUCAGGGUGAUGAAGAGAUGGCGAGCUACGCAGCCCUGCAGUUCACUGAGGGCAGAAGCAGAGGGGGCAGGAAGAAGAGAGGGCCGCCACAGGAGAGUGUGUACCCUGUCCGGCGGCUGACUGGGUGGGCCUCUGGGGCCUUACCAGCAGAGCCGCUGCCCCAGGUGUUUGGGCAGAUAGGCCCCCAAGUCGCUGCAGUGUCGCCGCCCGAUGCCCCCAUGCGAGGCACACUGACCCCCAGCAGGAGAGCUCAUCCCUAUAGCGAUAGUAGGAAAGCAGUGCAUCGUCCAACCGUUCUGGGCGCAGGCUCGGAGAGCAGUGAGGAGAUCGCUCUGGACAAGAGGUCGGCCAAUGUGCAGCUGCAAGCUGAAUUUGCUUCAGUGCCUGAGGGGCAAAACCGACUGGGCGUUCCGGGCUUUUGGCCAGCUAGAUCAAGGGUGCAUAAUCGCGGAGGCAGUAUGCCGAUCCUUGCAAAGAUCAUCAACGGAGAUCAGCAAUUGCAGGAGUUGCACGAUGCAACAAUUGAAGUUGUCCAGCUGAACAGAGUGCAGGAAGCAGAACCUGGAGGAACAGCGACUUUGCCAUGCUUUGACCCUGCGUCUAAAAGUGACAAUUUGAGUUGGUACAAGCAGACAUUGGGAUUGAAGCCUGAACCAGUCAACAUCACAGUGUCGGAUGAAGCAACAUAUUACUGCACUCUCACAGUUAUGAAUGAGCUGCACUUUGAAAAUGGAACAUUCCUGACUUUGAAAGCUGCAAGUUCUAAGCCUUCAGACUCGGGUCAAUCAGUUCAAAGGCAAACAUCUACUCAGGAUGCUGAUGAGCUGGUUAACUAUGCAGCCUUGAACUUCUCAGAGAAGAGAGCGAAAAGAGAGAGGAAGAAGAGAGAGCUUCCCCAUGAGGAUACAUACGCCCGUGUUCGCUGUUAA
Molecule: messenger RNA, 1821 nt
Organism: Engraulis encrasicolus (European anchovy)
Lineage: Eukaryota; Metazoa; Chordata; Actinopteri; Clupeiformes; Engraulidae
Exons: 14
Coding region: 1-1821 (606 amino acids)
Biological process (GO): response to bacterium
Source: RefSeq, a predicted model, not a curated record